Belonocnema kinseyi is the source of this 2657-nucleotide messenger RNA. Its product is annotated as post-GPI attachment to proteins factor 2-like. Bases 184 to 960 code for a protein of 258 amino acids. The transcript has 5 exons. Gene Ontology annotation, biological process: GPI anchor biosynthetic process. Gene Ontology annotation, cellular component: endoplasmic reticulum membrane; Golgi membrane. NCBI's taxonomy places the organism in Eukaryota, Metazoa, Arthropoda, Insecta, Hymenoptera, Cynipidae. The record is from RefSeq and is a predicted model, not a curated record.
GAUGACGAAGGCAGGUGCAGGGCGGCUCCUUUUUCCAUGUUUUUUUACAAGAUAUUGUUAUAAUUUUGCACAACAAUGCAUCUAUUAAUACGCGUUCGUCAAUCUCAUUAAUAGGACUUUGGACAAUUGAAUAGGAAGAAGAGCAUACCAAAAAAGCCCAAUGGGGCCAUAAAAAAUAUAAAAAUGAGUAAACGAAUUGGCUCGGAGUACCUUCCCCUUGUUGACGAGGAAAUUCCAAGAUACAGAAUCGUUUUAAACUUUUCAAAAGUCGCCUGGUUUACUGUAUCAUUGCCCUUUUUUGCAUUUAUCUUCUGCGUUAUUUGGUCUGUUCUAUACAACUUUGAACAAUCAACUUUUACACACUGUCAGGUGUAUAAUUUUUUGCCGUCCAUCUCGGCUGCUAUUGGCCAUUAUAAGCCACAAAAAGACGUUUGGAAAGCUGCGAUAGCGAUUCAGGCUUUUAUCAGAGCUUUGGUAUUUAUAAUGUAUUAUCGUUUUUAUAAAGAAAAAAUAUAUAAAUGGGCACAAGGAAUGAGCAAUAUGGCAUUAGCCACUUAUGUCAUUGAAAAUAUUGCACUCGUCUCCUUAAGCUUUUGGUCGUCAAAUGAAAAUUAUGCGAUACACAAGCUGUCUUUUAUAACCUUUCUAGUAAUGUCUAUAAUCCACAUGUUCCUAUCAUAUUUUUUAAUGAUAAAAUGCAAAAACCUGACCAAGGAUGUGUCAGAAACUAUUUCUUUGAAAUGGAAAUUUAGGUCCAUGGUAUUGAACAUAACUUCCAUAUUUUUGGCGGGUUAUUUCUUCUACAGGCAUAACACGUUUUGCGAACCAUUAGUUUACUCGAUGUUUGCGCUCGCCGAGUAUCUGGUGGUCGUAACAAAUAUGAGCUUCCAUUCGACAGCCGCCUGGGAUUUUGUAGGACGACGUCUGCUCAUAUCGCCAAAAGGAUUCAGAAUCAUAUAAAUCAUUUUCACGGGAAUUCCUUUUUUUCCCCCGGGCCUCGGACUCAUCCAUUUCAAAAAUCAAAAUUUCUAAAGAUUUUUUAUGAUUUCAGUGAGUUUCUAAAAAAAUUAUUGUGAUUUCCAUCAUUUAAACCGAAUUCAAGGGGUUUAAACAAUUUAAAGGAUUUUAACUGAUUUUAGGGAUUUUAAGAGAUAUUAUGUUUAAAAUCUUUUGGAAUAUUUAAAAAAAUUACAAUGGUUUUCUAAAAAAAAUUCACGAGAUUUCCAACAGUUAAACCGAUUCCAAAUUUAAUUGUUUUUAGGGAUUUCAAAGGAUUUUAUAGGGUUUAAAAUAGUUUUAAGUAUUUGAAAAUAUUUAAGGGUUUUCUAGAAAAUUCACGCGAUGUCCAACAUUUAAAGCAAUUCCAAGGGGUUUAAACAAUUUAAAGGAUUUGAACUGUUUACAGGGAUUUGAAAGGAUUUUAUAAUGUUUAAAAUCUUUUAGAAUGUUUGGAAAAAGUGCAAGGAUUUUAUAAAAAAAUUCCGAGAUUUCCAAAAUUUAAACCGAUUCCAAGGGGUUCAAGCACUUUAAAGGAUUUGAACUGAUUUUGAAAGAUAUUUUUUAAAUCUUUUGGAAUAUUUAAAAAAAUUACAAUGGUUUUCUAAAAAAAAUUCACGAGAUUUCCAACAGUUAAACCGAUUCCAAAUUUAGCUGUUUUUAGGGAUUUCAAAGGAUUUUAUAAAGUUUAAAAUAGUUUAAAGUAUUUGAAAAUAUUUAAGGGUUUUCUAACAAAUUCACGCGAUUUCCAACAUUUAAACCAAUUCCAAGGGGUUUAAACAAUUUAAAGGAUUUGAACUGUUUACAGGAAUUUGAAAGGAUUUUAUGUUUAAAAUCUUUUAGAAUAUUUGAAAAAAGUGCAAGGAUUUUACAAAAAAAUCCGAGAUUUACAACAUUUAAACCGUUUCUACUAGGUUUCAAAAAUUUAACUGAAUCCUGGGAUUUCAAAGGAUUUUAUAGGGUUUAAAACAGUUUAAAAUAUUGGAAAACAUUUCAAGGGUUUUCUAACAAAUUCACGAGAUUUCCAACAUUUAAACCGAUUCCAAGGGGGUUAAACAAUUUAAAGGAUUUGAACUGAUUUUAGGGAUUUUUAAAGAUAUUGGUUUUAAAAUCUUUUGGGAUAUUUGAAAAAAUUAAAAGGGGUUUCUAAACUAAUUCACGAGAUUUCCAACAGUUAAACCGAUUCCAAAUGAUUUUACAGGGUUUAAAAUAGUUUAAAAUAUUUGAAAACAUUUCAAGGGUUUUCUAAAAAAUUCACGAGAUUUCCAACAGUUAAGCCGAUUCCAUUUUUAACUGUUUUCAGAGAUUUCAAAGGAUAUUAUAGGGUUUAAAAUAGUUUAAAGUAUUUGAAAAAAUUUAAGGGUUUUCUAAAAAAUUCGCGAGAUUUCCAACAUUUAAACCGAUUCCAAGGGGUUUGAACAAUUUAAAGGAUUCGAACUGAUUUCAGGGAUUUCGUAAGGUUUCAAAUCUUGCAGAGUAUUUUAAAAGAUUUUUUUUUCACAAACUUUUUAAGAAACUUUGAGAGAUGGUACAAAUUUUAAGAUAAUUUGCGGAUUUCAAAAGUAUUUCAAGAGAUUUGUAGAGAUUUUAUGAGACAAUUGUGAUUUUAUAGGAUCUCCAAGAACUUUAAAAAUAUUUUAAUUUUCAAGAGAUUUUAAAAG